AUGGCGGCGACAGCAACAAAACCAGCGGUCUCAGAGCAAACACCCGCAACAACGCCGGCAGGACCUGUCCCUUUUGACUUUUCUCGGCCUCCGAUUAUCGAGGGAUUCAACCCUUCACCCAGGUUCAGAGAUGAGACCCUGAAAGAGAAAUUCCUUAGAAAGACGAAGGAGAACCCAUUUGUCCCGAUAGGUUGUUUGGGAACAGCAGGAGCGCUGAUUUAUGGUCUCCGGGCCUUUCAUCAAGGAAAAACCAGACAGUCCCAGCUGUCAAUGAGGGGUCGAAUCUUUGCUCAAGGCUUUACUGUGGUGGCCAUUAUCGUUGGUGUCUUCGCCACAGCUUUGAAACCCAAGCAGUGAGGAUCCACUUCAAUACCUCUGCCAUCCUCCAUCCAGUGAAUAAACUGAAUAAUGUAUUAUGCAUUUCCAACAUUGUUCAGAUACCUAUGUUAAAAAUAACACUAUUUAUUGUGUGGAAACAGAAUUGUUUGAUGAUAAAAUAUUUAGCUUCAGGCCCACACAAUGGAAGAAGAAGAAAGUGUAAAGCAUGUAAGCUGGGUUUGACUGAUUUAUACCUCUUGCUCCAUGACUUUCUAAUGGGUUUAAUUUUCAAUGCAUCCAAUGUAUUGUCACUGAAAUCAUCAAUAUAACAUGUCUGUGUCUUCAGAUAUAAACUUUUAUUGUAAAGUC
Molecule: messenger RNA, 687 nt
Organism: Scomber japonicus (chub mackerel)
Lineage: Eukaryota; Metazoa; Chordata; Actinopteri; Scombriformes; Scombridae
Gene: higd2a
Product: HIG1 hypoxia inducible domain family, member 2A
Exons: 2
Coding region: 1-357 (118 amino acids)
Biological process (GO): mitochondrial respirasome assembly
Cellular component (GO): mitochondrion
Source: RefSeq, a predicted model, not a curated record